AUUUAAAAAUGGAAGAACAGACUGUCAUAAAAGAAGGAUUAAUCCGUAAAUACAUAAAUAUCGUUAAAGGUUAUAAGAAGAGAUACUUCGUCUUGUAUAGUGAUAUGUUGGUAUACUACCGCUCUAUGGAGAAAACUGACGAAGAUCCAAAGAAGAUUCACCUUAAAUGAGCUAGUAUAAUUCCUAAUAAAAACGAAGCUAUUACGAUUGAUACUGGCACUCAUACCUUUAAGCUCAAAUUUGAGAAUAUUUCUGAUAAAAUAGCAUGGCUUAAUGCUCUAAAGGCUACUCAAAAGCAUUAUGAGGAUAUUGACCCGACACCUAGAGGAAGUUUCCCUAAAGAAUCGAAGAACAGUGACACCAGUGUUCCCGAUUUCUCACAGAAUGAUUUGAUGCGAUCAAAUACAUUCGACCGUUCUGAUUCUCAACAAAUGCCCGCACACUCAGUUGAGAAGAGAGUUGUAGCUGAGAGUAUCAGAUCUGUGUUAAAAUCCAAGAGCGAUGUGGUUAAAAUAUCCGAAUCAAAAAUGCUACGAAAAUCAGUGUUGAACUAUCAUAAAGGAUUAGGCAACCUCGAAAUGUGUGAAAAGUUGGAUAAAACCCUGAUCAAAAAUAUGCAUGAUGUCUAUCAGUCCUUUGCGACUAUGGAUCAAAACUUGUACCACAUCAAGACCAGAGCUGAGGAGGAGAAAGACCAGAAAUUGAAGACGCACUCAGAUAAUAUUGAAAAAGAGCAGCAAAAUAUUAAGAAUAUUAUGACUGCUAGUUUUCAGAAAAUGAAAGAUUUCUUAGAGGCUUUCAAAACUGUUCAGGAGUCAUCUAGUUCUAAGGAAGACUGUAAUACAUUUCAAAAUUCUGAGGUGAAGGAAGAAAACCAAGUGUCUGAUGAGGGAAGAGGCAGCCAUAUUAACCCAGAUGCUGAUCAGAGUGAGCAGGUUGACCAAGCUGAUCAAAAGGUAGCCGACGAUGAUGAUAGCGAUAAUGACACCAUUUUUUAUGAUGCUUAUGAUGCAAUGAUACUUAGUGAACUUGAGCAAGAAGUUGAGAGAGGUCCAAAGAUUGAUCAAACUGAGGAAGAGAAAGUUGAAGAGGAGAGACUGACAUUACCUGCACUUAAAAGUGAGGGUAAAUUUAGUCUGCUAAAAGUUCUUAAAGAUGCUGUAGGAAGAGAUCUUACCAAAUUUUGAGUUCCUGUUUAUUUCAAUGAGCCAUUAUCAAUGCUACAAAAGACUGCUGAGCUGAUGUGCCAUGACCAUUUAAUGAAAAAGGCAUAUGAGACACAAGACCCUAUGUUAAGAUUAAGUUAUGUUUCAGCAAUUGUCAUCUCUCAUUAUUCAUUAACUACCAAUAGGGUUACAAAGCCGUUCAAUCCGAUUUUGGGAGAAACUUUUGAAAUGAUGGGUAAUGGAUGGAGAUUAUUAGCUGAGCAGGUUAGCCAUCAUCCUCCUGUUAGUGCAUUAGUAGUACAAGCUGAAAAAUAUGAGAUUAGGAUGAAUACUUCAAUGUCACAACAAUUUUGGGGGAAGUCAAUGGAAUUCAAACCUCAGGGGAGGAUGCAUUUCAUUUUCCACGACACUGGUGAUCAUUUUAUUGUUCAGAGGCCAAACACUUCGGUGAGGAAUAUUAUUUUUGGAACCAUGUAUAUUGACCAUCAUGGAAAAAUGUUGGUGACAAAUGUCAAAACUAAUGAUUAUGCUGAAUUUGAGUUUCAUAAAUCAGGCAAAAGUCUCUUUGGCAAAGGAAAGAAAACAGGAACUGUUGACGGUAAGGGAUUUGAUUCCAAUGGAAUCUGUCACUAUCUCUAUAAAGGCCUUUGGAAUGAAAACUUUUCAUUUUGACCAUUCAAUCCCGAUGUAAAGGAUUUCGAUCAUGAAAAUUCGGCUCUUCUCUGGGAAAUUGAGCCAAAGAGAGAAGACUGGGAGAGAAUAUAUUAUUUCUCGAAAUUUGCAUUACAAUUGAAUAAUUUAACACCAGAGUUGAAGAAGAAAAUAGCUCCUACAGAUUGCAGGUUCAGACCAGACCAGAGAGCAUUAGAGAAUGGUGAUUUAACCGUAGCAAACUCUGAGAAACACCGCUUAGAGGAAAAGCAAAGAGAUAGUCGCAAAAAGAGGACCGAGGAAGGAAUCGAGUGGGUCCCCAACUAUUUCGAAAAAUACCAUGACGAGUACACAGAUCUUGACGAAUACAGGUACUGAAAUGACUAUUGGAAGGAUAGAGAAGAGUCCAACUGGAGUCAUCUCCCAGAUCUUUACAGUGAGGAGUAGAUCACUUCUUAGUCGUAAAAUAGACAAUAUUUUA
Messenger RNA from Moneuplotes crassus, 2298 nucleotides. The record is from the annotation of a GenBank genome assembly. Lineage: Eukaryota; Ciliophora; Spirotrichea; Euplotida; Euplotidae.